AUGCAUAUAUUCAACAUUAUUCCCUUUUUCCUAUUGACCGGAGCAACAACUUUUGCGAAACUUCAUUUUCCGGCUGAACAUCAUCUCAGUAAUAUUCGUCAGUUAACAUUUGGCGGACAAAAUGCCGAAGGAUAUUUUAGUUUUGACGGAAAAUGGCUAACAUUUCAAGCAACUGGUAUACCGGAAUACGGCACAUCUUGUGAUCAGAUUUACAAGCUUGAUCUAACUGUCCCACCGGAAAAACAAUUUCCGCAAAGAAUAAGCACAGGUAUCGGAGCCUGUACUUGUUCCUAUUUUUAUCCAGACAAUCGUCACAUGAUCUAUGCGGGAACAUUCCAACAUGCAAAUUUCACCUCAUCAAUGAAUAUUGAAAGUUGCCCGAUGAAAACAUGUCAGACGCAACGUGCUAAAACUGAUCCACGUUUAAGGCAUCUCUGUAAUACAAGUUAUACAUGGGAUCUAUUUCCGGAAUACGAUAUUUUUAAGGUGAACGAGUUUGGUACAGUUAUACAGCGUUUGACCGAUACAGUAGGAUAUGAUGCAGAAGGAGCCGUUUCGCCGGAUGGUCAAAAAAUUGUAUUUACCUCAUUGAGAAGUGGUGAUCCGGAAAUUUGGAUUAUGAAUUCGGAUGGAACAGAACCAAAACAGUUAACGAAUGAACUUGGUUAUGAUGGUGGUCCAUUUUUUAGUCCGGAUGGAUCUAAAAUUGUUUUCCGUGCAUCAAGACCGAAUACCAGUGACGAAAUUCAAACAUACAAAGAUUUACUCUCCUAUAAUUUAGUGUCACCGCUUCAAAUGGAACUUUAUACAAUUAAUAUUGAUGGUAGUGGCUUAAGAAAGGUUACAUCUCUUGGUGGUUCCAAUUGGGCUCCAUUUUAUAUGCCAGAUAAUCAUCAUAUUAUCUUCAGUUCAAAUUUCAAUGAAACUGGUGGACAUUUUGGAGCAUUUAAUUUGUAUAUGAUUAAUGAAGAGGGCGGAAAUGUUGAACGGAUAACUUUCAAUGAAGGUGGAUUUGAUGCUUUUCCGAUGUUUGAUCGAACUGGUCGACGGUUGGUUUGGGGCAGUAGUCGAAAUGGACGAAGUCGAAGUGAAUUAAAUCUUUUUAUUGCUGAUUGGCAUGAUACUUACACGAUGAAAAUUGGAAAUGAUAUAAAGGAAGAAAAUUUGACUUUGCCCAAUUUUUGGGAAAUGGAGAAAAAUUUUCCAAAAAAGAUUGAACAACUCACCAAAGAUGAUAUUAACAUGGCGGGUUCUUUCAGUUUUGAUGAUAAAAGAGUGAUUUAUGAAGGAUAUGGUACUCAUCUUUAUGAUACAGUGUGUGAACAGGUAUUCGAUUUAAGCCUUAUAAGUGCAACACGAAGAAUUCGACGUUUAAGCACAGGUAUCGGCGCUACCCGUUCACCGAUAUAUGUAUCUGAUGGUGAUAUCAUAUUAUAUGCUAGUAAUGUGCUCACUGCUAAUCGUUCUACCUUAAAUAGUUGUCCACGACGAGCAUGUAGCGAUACAAGACAAUCAUGGAUAAAAGAAAUUUGUAAGCUAUCACAUAUCCUGGAUUUAUAUCCGGAUUUUGAACUGAUCAAGGUGAACAAGUAUGGCAAUUUUAUUCAACGUCUAACAAAUACUCCAGGUUAUGAUGGUGAUGCAAGUAUAUCCUCAGACGAAAGACACAUUAUCUUUACUUCGAGAAGGGCUGGUGAUCCCGAUUUGUGGACAAUAGAUAUGAAUGGAAAAAAUGCUAAACAGAUGACAAAAACUACCGGUUAUGAGGGUGGUGCAGCAUUCAGUCCCGAUGGACGAUUUAUUGUUUUUCACGCUUCGCGUCCAAGAUCACCCAUUCAACUUGUCAAAUAUUACUGGUACAAUGCUGUCGAACUCGCUGACACUCAAAUAUUUCUUAUGCAUAGCGAUGGAAGUGGUUUGAGGCAAUUGACAAGAAAUGGAACAAAUUUAUGGCCCACAUUUCUAAGCAAUAAACGAAUUUUAUUUUCCUCCAAUGGUAUUUUAGCCGAUGGUACAUUCAAUAUUUUUGCUGUUAACAUUGAUGGAAGCCAAUUGGAACAGAUUACCACUGAUCGUGAUUAUGACAAUUUUCAUCCUGCAAUUUCUCAUGAUGGAAUGAAAUUGUUGUGGAGCCGAAAUACCACUGAUGACGGACAGAUGAAUUUGUAUCUGGCAUUAAUUGGCAAAAAAUUUGAAACUCAAUAG
This is a messenger RNA of Acanthocheilonema viteae, 2205 nucleotides long. The record is from the annotation of a GenBank genome assembly. NCBI's taxonomy places the organism in Eukaryota, Metazoa, Nematoda, Chromadorea, Rhabditida, Onchocercidae.